AUGUCGACACAGACGCCCAUUUCGGUUCCAUUUGGUCCUCUUUACGACCGUGAUGCCAUCAUUGAAAGUAUCAAGCAGUAUUUCGAGCUGCUUUCGCGAAUGGUCUCGUUCAGACCAGAGUGCAUAAAGAGCCCCCCUAAGAACGGAUGGAGCGAUGACGAACUUCCCCUUGAGAAGUUUCGGAUCCUCGGGUUCAAUGAGAGAGUAGUUGACCUUUUACGCCACUUGCCAUACGUGGAGAGCGAGAAGCCGAUCUACCCAUCCACGCAGAGCAUCAGCUACCUCAAAGACUCGCAUCUCUUCUCAGAACCCGAACGCGAAUUCAGAACUAAGCAGCCACUUGUGCUUGAGCUCUGGCCGUUGGAAGGCGAGAAGAUUCAUGAGGGAAUCGUCGCCCUUUCAGGACAGGCGGACGGGGGCUUAGCUAUGUGGUGGCUGCUCGACACCCGCACCUGCGAGGUCACUCCUCAUGAUGCGUACACACACGUUUCGGACGAAGAGAUACCCGAGAACGAGCCCUGGCGGACGGAUAAGCCACGGCUGGCUGUAGAGUACUUCAAAGAACUCAGAGAGAGCCUGAUCUCACUCGAGAUGAUUCCGAUACCGACGCACAUGCCGGGGGGAGACUGGAAAAUCUGGCGGGUGAGGGACUUUGGAGAGGAACACCGGCACUGGGUUCAUGAAGCUCAGGAUAUCUAUAGGGAAUGUGGUUGGCCGGCCGAGGAUCGGUUUGAUCGGUCAAAGUGUCGGAGUUUACUCAAGAAGAUAUUAAAGAAACGUUAG
This is a messenger RNA of Colletotrichum orchidophilum, 783 nucleotides long. RefSeq lists its product as uncharacterized. The transcript has 4 exons. The record is from RefSeq and is a predicted model, not a curated record. NCBI's taxonomy places the organism in Eukaryota, Fungi, Ascomycota, Sordariomycetes, Glomerellales, Glomerellaceae. Bases 1 to 783 code for a protein of 260 amino acids.